Messenger RNA from Medicago truncatula (barrel medic), 1625 nucleotides. Its product is annotated as protein SRG1. NCBI's taxonomy places the organism in Eukaryota, Viridiplantae, Streptophyta, Magnoliopsida, Fabales, Fabaceae. The coding region runs from base 257 to 1318 and encodes 353 amino acids. The record is from RefSeq and is a predicted model, not a curated record. The transcript has 5 exons.
GGAAAUAUUUUGUUUUCUUCUAGCUAGUCUGAUAAAAAAAAUCUCUUUAUUUUUUCAUAGUUCAAUAUUCAACAUUUGAAUUAAUGUAAAAAAUAAAAUAAAAUAUUAACCAUUUGAACAAUUCAAUGCACCCAUAAUCUUAUAUAGUUCCAUCUCAAAUCAACAAGUUUCACAAAUCAUAAUCAUUAGAAGCAAUCAGUCCAAUCCGUAUUGAAACCUAAGGAAAGUACCUGGGCUUGAAAUAGAACAAAAUAAAAUGUCAAGGUUUGGAACCUCUCGAUUGGUACCUUCUGUGCACGAGCUUGCAAAGCAAAGCAUUGUUGAAGUUCCCGAGCAAUUUCUUCGUCCAAAUCAAGACGCUACUCAUGUGAUCAACACAGACUCGUUACCGCAAGUACCAGUUAUCGACCUUGGUAAAUUGUUAGGUGAAGAUGCAACUGAGCUAGAGAAGCUAGACCUUGCUUGUAAAGAAUGGGGUUUUUUCCAGAUAAUCAACCAUGGAGUCAACACUUCGUUGAUUGAAAAGGUAAAGAUAGGUAUUAAAGAAUUCUUAAGCCUACCAGUGGAAGAGAAGAAGAAAUUUUGGCAAACUCCAAAUGAUAUGGAAGGAUUUGGUCAGAUGUUUGUUGUCUCUGAUGAUCAAAAAUUAGAAUGGGCAGAUCUUUUUCUCAUUACCACACUUCCAUUAGAUGAAAGGAAUCCUCGCUUAUUUCCAAGUAUUUUCCAACCAUUUAGAGAUAAUUUAGAGAUCUAUUGUUCAGAAGUACAAAAACUUUGUUUCACAAUCAUUAGUCAAAUGGAAAAGGCUCUCAAGAUCGAAUCAAAUGAAGUAACAGAAUUAUUUAACCACAUUACUCAAGCAAUGAGGUGGAAUUUGUAUCCUCCAUGUCCUCAACCAGAAAAUGUUAUUGGACUGAAUCCUCAUUCUGAUGUUGGUGCUUUAACCAUCCUUCUACAAGCCAAUGAAAUAGAAGGCCUCCAAAUAAGAAAAGAUGGACAAUGGAUUCCUGUUCAACCCCUCCCUAAUGCUUUUGUCAUCAACAUUGGAGAUAUGUUGGAGAUAGUAACAAAUGGAAUAUACCGAAGCAUUGAACAUCGAGCAACAGUUAAUUCAGAAAAAGAAAGGAUUUCCAUUGCUGCAUUUCAUAGGCCUCAUGUGAAUACAAUUUUGAGUCCAAGACCUAGUCUUGUUACCCCUGAAAGACCUGCAUCAUUCAAAAGUAUUGCUGUUGGAGAAUACCUCAAAGCAUAUUUCUCACGCAAGCUAGAAGGAAAGUCUUGUCUUGACGUAAUGAGGUUGGAAAAUGAUGGUGUUUAAAACUGAAAAAUGGUUGGACUAUGCUAUGGAUAUAUAGAAAAUAAAAUAAACCAUUUGAAUAAAAAUAGUUGUGUGUCAUAUAUGGUGGCUAUUUUAUAAUAAUUCAAUCAAUUUAAUAAGGCUGCUACGUACUAAAUAGGAAUUUUCAAUGUUUUUAUUCUUCAGCAAGUUGGUUGAUCCCUCAACGUUUUGCUAGAAAUAUUUUGUUGUUUUUCAUAUAUGAAAUGUAAUGUAGUAUAUUCUAUUGUAUUUCCGAGGUCAACCUCGGUAAAACCUUACAAUAAGACUCUUUAUUAUAAGCUAUGAA